Molecule: messenger RNA, 822 nt
Organism: Aphanomyces astaci
Lineage: Eukaryota; Oomycota; Saprolegniomycetes; Saprolegniales; Verrucalvaceae
Exons: 4
Coding region: 1-822 (273 amino acids)
Molecular function (GO): nucleic acid binding
Source: RefSeq, a predicted model, not a curated record
AUGGAGAAUCAACCCCAACGAACCAGCCGAGAACACACGGGUCGCGACAAGGCAAGAUUGAUCCAGCUCCUUCGUCCCUUCCUGAAGAAUGACAAGCUUCAGCGUGUCUCGUACAAUUGGCGCAAGUUCCGCGACACUGAAUCCACAACGUCCAACGAGGUCGGCAAGGUUGGGCCUAAGCCAACGUACUCCAAACAACUCGUCCAGCAACUAGUUGAGGACGUACACGUCGAUCCGCGCUCCACCCUCCGUGACGUCGCCGCUGGCUCGGGCCUCACGAUGGGAACCCUCAGUCGUCACCUCAAGAACGGAACGCUGAACGCAUCGCAUUACAACCUAUGGGAUGUUGUCCAUUUGGACGAGAAAUGGUUCAACGCCGACAAGGAUCGACGGAAGGUGUACCUGGUUCCUGGCGAGAAGCCCCCACGAUGUGCCUGGAAUACCAAGCGGUUUGUCCCCAAAGUGAUGUUCCUGGCGGCUGUCGCACGCCCACGCUACGACGAGGUCCGCGGCGUCUUCUUCAAUGGCAAGGUUGUCAUGUGGCCGUUUGUUCGUCUGGUGAUCCCUGCCAUCAAGGCCUCGUUGCCCAGUGCAAACAAGCGUGUGGUACUGCAGCAUGACAAUGCGACACCACAUGGUGCCAUCACGGAUUCAGCGCUGGCGGCCGUGUCGACGGACGGUUGGACGUUCGUGAUGCGUCGGCAGCCACCAAACAGCCCUGAUCUGAACGUUUUGGAUCUAGGCUUUUUUGCCUCGAUUCAGAGCCUACAGUACAAGAAGAUGAGCCGCUCUGUGGAUGACGUGGUCCGUCACACCAUGUAG